This is a messenger RNA of Trichomonas vaginalis G3, 581 nucleotides long. Its product is annotated as organellar and viral DNA polymerase type B. The record is from RefSeq and is a predicted model, not a curated record. NCBI's taxonomy places the organism in Eukaryota, Parabasalia, Trichomonadida, Trichomonadidae. The transcript has a single exon. The annotation marks the transcript as partial.
AUGAUUUCAACAAUCGGCACAACAACAAUUCAAGCCACGAACGGCGGGACUCUGUCCACAACUACAGCACCAAACUCGCUAGUCAUGAAUCCUACGUCAAUGUUGGUAGAGAUGAAAAGCUUUAUUCCUUCUUCAUAUACUUUUGAAACAGAAAUCCAGAAGAUAAAGCAAGAACUUUUAACAUGUAAUUUAGACUGUAGUGCGAAAGAUGAAACAAAUGAACAGUAUCUUUAUGAAAUGGAGGACCUCAUCGACCAUUUGCCUAAACUACCUGAAAUUCAGCAGCAAAAACUAACUAUUCCUGAAUUCGACGAAAUUGAAGUCAAAGCAACUGACUCAGUAGAAAUUAAGAAAUUCAUACGUAAAGUAAAUUAUGAAUUCCUUGGUUUUCAUUGCAACCAUAAAGUUAUGGACAAAGAUUGCGACAUGGUUUAUAAAAAUAUUUCUGACCUUUACAAAUCCGAAGAAUUUAAGACAUACGAUAACUUUGUUUCAUUAGUUGCAAAAUGUGUAUGGCAGAUAAGAGAUAAAGAUAGAAGAGGUAAGGUAUGGAAUGAACAGAUAAAACCAGCAGCUUUUGA